AUGGGGAAUAUGAUCGGGGGCAAGUUCUCGUAUUGCCUCGUGCCCUUUCUUGGGGAGGAGUCGAGGCCGAGCAAGAUGAACUUCGGGGAAAGCGGUAUUGUCUCGGGCGAUGGGAUGGUCUCGACUCCUAUAGCCACGAAAAGUCCGAGCACUUUCUAUUUCUUGACGUUGGAAGGGGUUACAGUCGGGAAAGAAAGAUUGAAUUUGGUUUCGUCUGAUGAUGAUGUUAAGGAAUCCGAGGAGGGGAAUAUAAUCAUAGACUCAGGGACGACGUUGACUUUUCUCCCGAUCCAGCUCUACUCUCGGGUCGUGAGAGCUGUGAAGAGCCAGAUGGCAUUGAAGGAGAUUAGCGACCCUCAGGGGUUGUUGAAGUUGUGCUAUAUGUCGAUGGGGAACGAAAUUUCCGAGGUUCCAGAAAUCACGGUGCACUUCAAAGGGGCCGAUGUGAAAUUGAAAUCCGUAAACAGUUUCGUUAAGACGAGCCAGGUGUCGCUGUGCCUCGCUUUUGCACCGGCGACUAGUUACGCGAUUUACGGCAAUUUGGCCCAGAUGGAUUUCUUGGUGGGGUAUGAUUUGGAGAAGAAGACUGUGUCCUUUAAGCCGAGUGCUUGUAGCAAAGGGUAA
This is a messenger RNA of Striga hermonthica, 624 nucleotides long. The record is from the annotation of a GenBank genome assembly. NCBI's taxonomy places the organism in Eukaryota, Viridiplantae, Streptophyta, Magnoliopsida, Lamiales, Orobanchaceae.